AUGAAAGUCGUAUUGUUUAUGAUAUUUGCCAUUCAAUGUACCGUGGUUUAUGGGGCUCGGAUACUAGUGAUUGAAUCAUGCGGCAGUUAUAGUCAUUGGCAGUACAUGAAGUCGAUAGUAGACGUGUUGACCAAACGUCACCACGUGACUGCUAUCACUCCAAUACUGUCCGGAGACCAGCAAAACUAUACCGAAAUUGAUGCAACCAGCGUUUUUCCAGUGUAUGGGGAAAGGGACACUAUGGAUUUGAUCGAAAGUUACAGCUCAGUGUUCCACAUGGUACCGUUGUACCCGAAAAAUAGUUUUGAGCGUAGUAUAUGCGACUCGUUUUAUGCGUUCGAACCGGUCAAACGCAUAUUGAAGGCUAACGAUGGUAGCGCCAAGGCCAAUAGAUUUGACAUGAUUGUAAUGGAACCUUUCUAUUCUUCAUGUCUUUCUUACUUGGCCUACCGGUUGCGAAUACCGGAAGUCCACGUCUACCCUUCAUCUUUGAGUACGUCAUUGGAGUUGAUGGUAGAGCCAAAUUCAAAUUACGUGUUCAAUCCACUGCUUAAGGGUUUAAACCUUCACAGGUAUAUUCCCAUUCAAUUGCAAUAUUUUUACGCCAAAUUCGUACCGUUGCUUACCGAAAUUAGAAUGAAGUACAAAAAACCCAGACGGUAUGACGUGGUAGGCCUCAAUCAUAAACCAUCCGGAGUACUGAGCAAUAUGCUUAAUAUUGUCGACACUCCGCGACGUUCUAUUGAGAACAUGGAACGAAUUGGAGGUAUUCACCUCAAACCACCGAAUGCGUUGCCAGACGAUGUAUUACAAUUUAUUGAAGAUUCACCACACGGUGUAAUAUACAUUUCGUUUGGGUCCAUUUCUUCGAUGUCAAAUCUACCAGAUAACAUACAACAGGCAUUCGUUGGAAUGUUUGAAAAAGUUCCUCAAAGAAUACUGUGGAAGUAUAAUGGUAAAACUAUCUACUUACCUAAAAACGUUAUGACGAAAAAAUGGCUUCCACAACGAGAUAUUCUUCUUCACCCCAAUGUCAAGUUAUUUAUUAGCCACGGAGGAAUAUCUGGAAUUUAUGAAGCAAUUGACGCUGGAGUCCCAAUUCUAGGAUUUCCUCUUUUUUAUGACCAACCAAGAAAUAUGGGUUUCCUUGUACAACAUGGAAUUGCACUUUCAAUGGACAUAUUAACAGUAAACAAAGAAUCAUUAUUGAAAAACGUUCAGGAGCUCCUUUACAAUGAAAAGUAUGAUCAAUAUGUAUAA
This is a messenger RNA of Sipha flava (yellow sugarcane aphid), 1260 nucleotides long. Its product is annotated as UDP-glucuronosyltransferase 2B2-like. Lineage: Eukaryota; Metazoa; Arthropoda; Insecta; Hemiptera; Aphididae. Gene Ontology annotation, molecular function: UDP-glycosyltransferase activity. The transcript is spliced from 3 exons. The coding region runs from base 1 to 1260 and encodes 419 amino acids. The record is from RefSeq and is a predicted model, not a curated record.